UGGGGACUAAAAAAACCCGGAAAGGAAGGAGUUUCCUUGUGAAAGACGUCUCUGUAAGAAGAAGAAAGUCUAUAAAUAGCUCAAGCAUUUCGGUUUUAGAUCCUUCCUCUUCUCCUCCUCCUCUCUUUCUUCUUAUUAUUAUUAUUAUAAAAUAUAAAAUAUAAAAACUCCAUCAUUUUCUGGUGUUUCAGUUUGGGUAGUUAUAUUUUCUUCAUUCAUUUCCCAAUAACUCAAACUCGAUCCCGCCGCUUUCUUCAUUUCUACGUUUUGUUUAUCAGGUGCUGUUUUACUCAGUCCCCAAAAGCUUAUUAUAUCAUCGUCGUCACCACCAUGGGUUACUUGCUAUAAAUGCAUUGUAGUUCUUGGGAUGAGAAGUUUUUAAUGGCCGAUUGCUCACCUAGCAGCAGUGACAAGAAAACAUUGAAGAGGUGGUUUUUCAUAGACAAAAGAGUUGGGUGAUCGAUCAAAACUCAUUCUAUUAAUAUUACUGGAUCCAGAUCAAAUAGUUAUUAAAUUAACAAACAUUUAUACACAAAAUAUGGAGUUGAAAUCAAGUCAUUCUUCUCCUGUGCUAACUGACCCGGCACCAUCUUCUGUGAACAACAAGUCAAGAUUAGGCCUCGGCCAUUCAAGCUUGUAUCAUCAUCACCAUCACCAUCACCAUCAUCACCAGCAGCAAGGAGCCUCUUUCUCUCCUCCCAAAUGUAUUUUGAUUCCGAGGAAGAAGCCUUCGGCUAUGCUCGACGAUGUUCGCUCCAAUGGCUGGCUUGAUGCCAUGAAAUCCUCUUCACCUCCAAGGAAGAAGUUCAUGAAGGAUUUCUCAUCAUCACUUGAUCAUCAUCAUCAUGAUGACUCUGACUCAUCAUGGAUGCUAACGUAUCCAUCUGCACUAAGUUGUUUUAGUCAAAUUAUGAAGAAAGCAAAGAACAAGAGAAUAGCUAUUUUUCUUGACUAUGAUGGGACUCUCUCUCCCAUAGUAGAUGACCCUGACCGUGCCCUUAUGUCUGAUUCGAUGCGCUCUGCUGUGAAAAAUGUGGCAAAGUAUUUUCCAACGGCAAUCAUAAGUGGAAGAAGCCGUGAUAAGGUUUUUGAUUUAAUAGGACUAACAGAGCUCUAUUAUGCCGGUAGCCAUGGAAUGGACAUUAUGGGCCCUAACUGUGUCAAAUCUAUUGAUAAUAAACAGGAUAAGGAGGUAAAGCUCUUCCAGCCUGCUAAAGAGUUUUUAUCUAUGAUCGAUGAGGUUUUUAGAACCCUUGUCGAGAAUACCAAGGCAAUUGAAGGUGCAAAAGUUGAAAAUCACAAGUUUUGUACUUCUGUACAUUAUCGCAAUGUAGAAGAAACGAAUUGGCCUUUGAUUGCACAAUGUGUCCAUGAUAUACUAAAGGACUACCCUCGUUUAAGAUUGACUCAUGGGCGAAAGGUUUUAGAGAUUCGCCCUGUGAUUGACUGGAACAAAGGAAAAGCAGUUGAAUUUUUGCUUGAAUCUCUUGACAUAAACAAUAGAGAUGAUGUGCUACCAAUCUAUAUAGGUGAUGAUAGGACUGAUGAAGAUGCAUUUAAGUUUUUAAGGGAGGAAAACAGAGGUUAUGGAAUUCUGGUGUCCCCAGUACCCAAAGAAACCAAAGCAUUCUACUCUCUCAAAGACCCAUCUGAGGUCAUGGAAUUCCUCAAGUCCCUUGUGAGAUGGAAAGAGAAGGAAGAGGCCUAAAGUGUGAUUGAUUGUUCUGAGAAUAUUUAUAUGUAUAGGCAAUUUGCUUAGCUUUGAAUUGUUCUUCUUUGAAUAGUAAUAUUAAUAAUAAGCAAGCUGCUGAUCAUUAUUAUC
Messenger RNA from Cannabis sativa, 1822 nucleotides. Its product is annotated as probable trehalose-phosphate phosphatase F. Gene Ontology annotation, molecular function: trehalose-phosphatase activity. Gene Ontology annotation, biological process: trehalose biosynthetic process. The record is from RefSeq and is a predicted model, not a curated record. The transcript has 13 exons. Lineage: Eukaryota; Viridiplantae; Streptophyta; Magnoliopsida; Rosales; Cannabaceae. The coding region runs from base 539 to 1708 and encodes 389 amino acids.